Polychytrium aggregatum is the source of this 578-nucleotide messenger RNA. RefSeq lists its product as uncharacterized. Gene Ontology annotation, molecular function: RNA endonuclease activity. Bases 126 to 404 code for a protein of 92 amino acids. The transcript is spliced from 3 exons. NCBI's taxonomy places the organism in Eukaryota, Fungi, Chytridiomycota, Chytridiomycetes, Polychytriales. The record is from RefSeq and is a predicted model, not a curated record.
CUUUGCCUCCGACAGAGCUGUCUAACUCAUCCCAGCCCACCUCAGCCCCGCCUGGCCCGCUUCCUUAGCCCAGACGCCUCCGUUCCGCUACGACACACCCAUCCCCGCGCUGCAGUAUCGUCGCCAUGGGUCUCAUCUUCUGCUCCCAGGCCAACUCGGUGAUGUGCACCAUCAUCAGCGCGUUCGGCGGUGUCUUUCUGGUUAUCCUGGGCUUCUUGUACCAAGCCGAAGUCGACGAGCUGGUGGAAGGAAAGCCCGACAAGGUUCCGUCGGAUCCCCAGGCCGUUGGGCAUGCUUGCUUCAUGGCGGCCGCGCUGUAUCUGAUUCUCUUCCUGAUCAGCCUGUGCCAGGCCCAUCUGAACUCACGAGCGGCUCUUGCGACUCGGGGAUUUUCUGGCAUCUAGAGGCAGCCGAGCUUGGUCCUUGCUCCUCGCCCCUCGCCCCUCGUCUUUUGCCCAGCGACCCUGGCUCAUAGCCCGCAUCACCUUGCACCAAACCCGCAUGCUCGCCUUCCUCCCUUUACGCCAUAUCCACAAAACUGUCUUUCAUCAAUACACCACCAUAUUUGCGGUUCUAGC